AUGGAUUUGGUGGCAGGCGUUCGCAAAGAAGGCAGCCGCGGCGGCCGCGAUAGCUUCAAAUGGUCUGACGUUAAAGACUCCUCCCACCGCGAGAACUAUCUCGGACACUCUCUUAUGGCUCCUGUGGGACGCUGGCAGCAAGGUCGUGACUUAUCUUGGUAUGCCAAGGACGAUGAUGCCAAAUCUGAGGAGGCGGCUCGAAAAGACGAGUUGCAGAAAAUUAAAGAGGCGGAGCAAGAAGCUAUGGCUCGGGCCCUAGGAUUACCUGUCGCUCCCAAGACGGCCACCGGUGCCAAUGCCACCGCUGUUGCUGGAAAGGAGUUUCAGAAGUUCAUCAAGGAUUCUAUCGACGUUGCAGAUGAGGGUAGAGUGGAAGGUGUCAAAGGCAUCGGGUUUGGUGGAUACGACGGCACAAAACAUGCCUCCGAUGUCGCAGACAAGCUCGAAGCAUCGGGAAUUUUCAAUGAUAGACGCCAUGAACUCCGCAGUAGCAGCAAAGAUGACACCCCCGUGCGCCGCAAGGAUCGCAAUAGGCAACGAGACAAACCAAGGGAUCGCAGCCGUGAAAGGGAACGCCACCAGGACCGCAAAGAAAGGAGCAGACGCUAUGAUUAUGACUACGAUCGGCAUGAACGGCGGAGACACCGCUCUCGAUCACCAGGUCGUCCGCGCGACCGAAGACGCUCUCGGUCCGUAUCCAGAGAUAGAAUCAGACGCCGCUGGGAAGAUAAAAGAUCUUCACGUCGUGAUCGCAGCCGUUCCCACGAAGCACAGAGAGACGAACGCCGGCGGCCAGAUGAUCAUGAUCAUAGGCGCCACCGCUAG
This is a messenger RNA of Uncinocarpus reesii 1704, 825 nucleotides long. RefSeq lists its product as uncharacterized. Bases 1 to 825 code for a protein of 274 amino acids. NCBI's taxonomy places the organism in Eukaryota, Fungi, Ascomycota, Eurotiomycetes, Onygenales, Onygenaceae. The transcript has 2 exons. The record is from RefSeq and is a predicted model, not a curated record.